Messenger RNA from Aspergillus oryzae RIB40, 2115 nucleotides. Its product is annotated as M3 family metallopeptidase. The record is from RefSeq and is a predicted model, not a curated record. Lineage: Eukaryota; Fungi; Ascomycota; Eurotiomycetes; Eurotiales; Aspergillaceae. Gene Ontology annotation, biological process: proteolysis; peptide metabolic process. Gene Ontology annotation, cellular component: mitochondrial intermembrane space. Gene Ontology annotation, molecular function: metalloendopeptidase activity. Bases 1 to 2115 code for a protein of 704 amino acids. The transcript is spliced from 3 exons.
AUGACCAGCCCAAAGCAGCAACCACCAACAUUCACUGCAACCCCAGAGUCACUCAUCCAAAACACGAAACACCUAAUCCAACAUGCCCGCGAGACCCAUAACCAAAUCAAAAGAAAUACACAGCCCAAGACCGCAACUUUCAACAACGUCAUUCUCCCACUGGCUCACAUCGACAACAAUCUGGCUUCCAAGACCCAUAUCCUUGUUUUCUACAGAGCGGUUUCGACUGACCCCGAACUGCGGAGUGCCUCCACCGAGGCCCGGAGCCUGCUAGAUAGCUACAAGCUCGAGACGACGAUGGAUGACGGUUUAUUUGCGCUGGUGGACGCUGUCUUUCACCAGAAUGAAGAUUUAGAUACAGAAUCCCAUCGUCUGUUGAAGAAGAUAUAUCUGGGCUUCGUUCGUCAUGGGUUGAGAUUGUCAGCUGGUUACCAGAGAUAUCGGUUUCGGGAGAUCCAGUCACGACUUGGUUGGAUUAAGGGUGAGUUUCAGAAGAACUUGGCCGAGGCGAAUAUUACGGGCAUCUGGUUUACAGCUGGGGAGUUGGAUGGAUUACCAAGUGAAUUUCUAUCCACGUUAAUGAGAAGCCAAGCAGGAGACCCCAAGCUCCGAGUCACAUUCAAUGAUUCAGACCUCUUUCAAACGCUGAGAUAUGCGAAGGACAGUGAGACACGGAGACGCCUUUAUAUCGCUAACGAGAAUAAGUGUGAACAGAAUGUGUCCUUGUUCAGGGAGGCUAUACUACUUCGUAAUGAAGCGGCUCGUCUACUUGGGUAUCCUAGUCAUGCUGCUUUGCGGAUUGAGGAUAAGAUGGCGAAGUGUCCGGAAACUGUGACUUCUUUUCUCGGUGAUUUACAUGCUCGACUGAUAGAUAACGGUAAGAGAGAAGUCGAGAAGCUAAAACAGCUCAAGAAGGCCGAUCUUGAGUCCCAGGGAGAAACAUUCCAUGGCCAGUACUUCCUGUGGGAUCAUCAAUACUAUCAUCGAUUGAUGCUGGAGAAGCAAUACUCGGUACACCAUGACAAGAUUGCGGAAUACUUUCCUCUUCAAAGCACAAUCACCGGCAUGCUGGAGAUCUGCGAGACUUCAUUUGGUUUUUCUUUCACCGAGCUUCAAACACCCGAGAUGACCAAGCUAGCAAGUCAUGGACACACACUCGUCUGGCAUGAAGACGUGCAGAUCUUCAGAGUCAGGAACAGCGACGAGGCCGGUGACUUCAUCGGGUAUCUUUAUAUGGAUCUAUUCCUUCGGGAAGGUAAAUACGCAAAUGCAGCCAACUUCAACCUGAUACCCGGCUUCACCAAAGAAAACGGCACACGCCAAUACCCCGCCACAGCAUUAGUGUGCAACUUCCCCAAACCUAGUUCCAAAGCCCCCUAUCUAUUAAAACACGACGAAGUCGUCACCUUAUUCCACGAACUAGGCCAUGCAAUCCACGACCUUGUGUCAAAGACCAUCUACUCGCAUUUCCACGGUACAGAGACAGAAGUGGAUUUUGGCGAAGCCCCAAGCCAGAUGUUGGAGAACUGGUGCUGGACACCAUCAGUAUUGCGGUCGUUAAGUAGACACUACUCAUAUUUUUCUUCGGAGUAUUUCGAUCACUGGAAAAGGAGAGUAGAUGGAGAACUUCAACCCCAAGAGCAAAUGCCUGAUGCGAUGAUUGAGAGCCUUCUCAGAGCUAAACACGUCAACGGUGCACUGUUCCAUCUACGUCAGGUACAUUUUGCUAUGUUUGAUAUGGUAGUCCACGACACUGGUGACCAUCGCGUGAUCGAGGAAUUAGAUAUCUCGGCGAAGUAUAAUAGCCUCUUGGCUGAAAUUUUACCGAUGGAUGGCCCGGAGGGUGACGACUGGGGCCAUGGUCAAACACGUUUUCAACACUUGCUGGGGGAAUAUGAUGCAGGGUAUUACAGUUAUUUAUUUUCAAAGGUCUAUUCCACAGAUAUGUUCUAUACCGUGUUCAAGGCCGACCCUAUGAACUCUCUGCAAGGCCGGAGAUACCGAUAUACGGUCCUUGAGAAGGGAGGGAGCCUGGAUGGGUUGACAAUUUUGACUGAUUUCUUGGGGCGCGAACCCCAGACAGAUGCGUUUUACAAGGAGCUUUGUCAAACUUGA